This is a messenger RNA of Saccostrea echinata, 989 nucleotides long. RefSeq names its product regucalcin-like. The record is from RefSeq and is a predicted model, not a curated record. Gene Ontology annotation, biological process: L-ascorbic acid biosynthetic process. NCBI's taxonomy places the organism in Eukaryota, Metazoa, Mollusca, Bivalvia, Ostreida, Ostreidae. The transcript is spliced from 5 exons. Bases 16 to 918 code for a protein of 300 amino acids. Gene Ontology annotation, molecular function: enzyme regulator activity; calcium ion binding; gluconolactonase activity.
UCUACAUGUAUAGAGAUGUCCGUGCAGGUGGUGGUCAAGAAUAGCUGCCAGUCUAUUGGGGAGGGACCACACUGGGAUGACAAGACGAACACGCUUAUAUACGUAGAUAUCCUCACUAAUGAUAUCCAUCGAUGGAAGUCAGAGACUGGAAAUGAUGAAAAAAUACAUCUAGAGGACAGCGUUGGAUUUGUGGUACCUUGCAGGAAAGGUGGCUACAUUGUGGGUCUCGGUCGCACUCUGUCACACGUUGACUGGGAUUCAAGAAAAGUGACAAAACUUCAUGAAGUUGAUCAAGGAACGAAGAACAGAUUUAAUGAUGGAAAGUGUGAUUCCAGAGGACGAAUUUGGGCAGGAACAAUGGGAUAUGAAUCAGAACCAGCCAAUCCUGAGAGAGAAAGGGGAUCUUUAUUUCGAUUGGACGCUGAUGGAUCCCUACACGCAUGCCUAAAUAAAAUCAACAUAUCCAAUGGUCUAGCAUGGACUGCUGACAACAAAACCAUGUAUUACAUUGACUCACUGCCGAGAAAAGUGUACGGAUUUGAUUACGAUAUUGAGACAGGGAACAUAAGCAAUCAGAGAGUGGUCGUUGAUUUUGGGGAGGGAACUAUUCCCACUCUGGGAUUCCCAGAUGGUAUGUGUAUUGAUACAGAGGACAAAAUAUGGGUGGCUUGUUAUGGUGCUGCCAAAAUUGUUCGAUUUGAUCCAAUCACAGGAAAACAACUGAGAACUGUUGAAAUUCCCGCGAAGAGAACCACUUCAUGUUGUUUUGGCGGGAAAAAUUUAGACGAGCUUUACGUGACCUGUGGCGUACAGGGGUCAACCGCAGAAGAGAGGGAGAAAUACCCGCUGACAGGAUCCGUCUUCAGGGUGACAGACCUGGGAGUCAGAGGUCGCCCUGCUCACAUGUACGAAGGAUAGAUUGCUGACAUAUAAAGAAAAUUUUGAUUGAUGAACAUACAAUGUAACAUAAAAAGGAUAUUGAAAGUUUU